Cucurbita maxima (winter squash) is the source of this 663-nucleotide messenger RNA. RefSeq lists its product as uncharacterized. The transcript has a single exon. NCBI's taxonomy places the organism in Eukaryota, Viridiplantae, Streptophyta, Magnoliopsida, Cucurbitales, Cucurbitaceae. The record is from RefSeq and is a predicted model, not a curated record. Bases 1 to 663 code for a protein of 220 amino acids.
AUGACAGUUUCAAGGGAUGAGUUUCAGGCUUUCAUGAGAGCCACUAGGGAAACUCAGGCACAGAUGACCCAGAUAAUGCAGACUCUAGUGACAAAUCAGACCACUGUGCAAGGGACGAGGGAUCCUGGUACGAUAGUGGAGUCCCGUUAUUUGAAGGACUUUCAAAGGUAUAAACUGCCCACAUUUGAUGGGGGUAAGGUGGACCCGGUUACAGCUGAGGUGUGGCUGGAGGCUGUAGAGAUAGCCUUUAUGUACAUGAAAUGUCUACCCGAAUAUCAAGUUCAUUGUGGGACUUACAUGUUGAAGGGUGAGGCCUAUUUUUGGUGGAAGGGUGAACAGAGGGCCAUUACACCAGAGGAAGGGUAUAUUUCCUGGAAUCAGUUUAAGGAGGCCUACUUUUAUAAAUACUACCCAGUGGUUGCCCGACACAAGUGUCAGACAGCGUUCCUAGAACUAAAAAAGGGGGACAAAACUGUUGAGGACUAUGAUCUGGAGUUUAAUAAACUGGCAAGGUUCUGCCCUAAGUAUGUCAGUAACGAGAAGAUGAAAAUUGAUUGUUUUAUCGCUGGUCUCCGGAUAGAGCUCCAGGGUCUGGUUAUGGUACAAGCAACUUCAAAUUAUGUUGUAGCCUUGAGAGUGGCAACAGUGAUGGAUAUGGCAUGA